UUCGUUUUCAUAUAAAGAGAUCUUUCGUAUGACCAAAGAGCCAUUUUCAACUUUUAAAGGGUAACCAAAUCGAUAAAAACUAGGGUUUCCAAGAUCCUGAUGAAGAAGAGACAGAUGGUCCUAAAGCAAAGAUCAAGAAACUCCAACACGUCGUCGUCUUGGACUACUACUUCUUCAUCGGCGAUCAGUAACGUCCGUUACGUGGAGUGUCAGAAAAAUCACGCUGCUAACAUCGGAGGUUACGCCGUCGAUGGUUGCCGUGAGUUUAUGGCCGCCGGCGAUGAAGGAAGUGUCGAUGCUUUGAGAUGCGCGGCUUGUGGUUGUCACCGGAAUUUUCACCGGAAGGAAGUCGAUACGGAGGUUGUUUGUGAGUACUCUCCUCCUAACGCUUGAUUUUUCGAGGAUUUAGCCUUUUUCUCUGUGAUUUGGAUUUUAUCGAUUAAUUUUCAAGAUGAAUUUAUCAGAGGAUAUAUUUGUAUAUAAUUAUUGAUGUGUAUAUCAACAGCUCACAUACUGCCGACCUAUAUGUAUUUUUAAAAUGGCUUUGUUGCUUUGACAUCUUGUAUAGUUCUGUACUUCUGUUUGUGAUGUAAACAAUAGUAUGUUUGAUAGGUUUAGCUUUGUGGAUCUUAAUGAGUGCCAUAUAAAUGAGUGCCAUGUUCAACAAGUGACAUUAUAGGA
This is a messenger RNA of Eutrema salsugineum, 681 nucleotides long. Its product is annotated as mini zinc finger protein 1. Lineage: Eukaryota; Viridiplantae; Streptophyta; Magnoliopsida; Brassicales; Brassicaceae. Gene Ontology annotation, cellular component: nucleus. Gene Ontology annotation, biological process: regulation of developmental process; regulation of DNA-templated transcription. Gene Ontology annotation, molecular function: DNA-binding transcription factor activity; transcription cis-regulatory region binding. The transcript has a single exon. The coding region runs from base 100 to 393 and encodes 97 amino acids. The record is from RefSeq and is a predicted model, not a curated record.